CGUCACUUCCGCUUCCGCCGGGGAGAGCCUGGCUCCGCAGUCAUGAGUCGCUUCAAGUUUGUGGAUAUUGGUAUCAACCUGACAGAUCCUAUGUUCAGAGGAAUUUAUAGGGGGGUUCAAAAGCAUCAAGAUGACUUACAAGAUGUAAUACAGAGAGCUGUCCAAAUUGGUGUUAAAAAGUUUAUGAUUACAGGUGGAAAUUUACAAGACAGUAAAGAUGCACUGGAUUUGGCACAAACAAAUGAUAUGUUUUUCAGUACAGUUGGAUGUCACCCUACAAGAUGUGAUGAUUUUGAAAAGAAUAACCCUGAUCUUUACUUCAUGGAAUUGCUAAAUCUUGCUGAAAACAACAAGGGGAAAGUUGUAGCAAUAGGGGAAUGUGGACUUGAUUUUGACCGACUGCAGUUUUGUCCCAGACAUACGCAGCUCAAAUAUUUUGAAAAACAAUUUGAAUUGUCAGAACAGACAAAAUUACCAAUGUUUCUUCACUGUCGAAACUCACAUGCUGAAUUUUUGGAUAUAAUGAAGAGAAAUAGAGAUCGGUGUGUAGGUGGAGUAGUGCAUUCAUUUGAUGGUACCAAGGAAGCAGCAGCUGCUUUGAUUGACUUGGAUCUCUAUAUAGGAUUUAAUGGUUGCUCACUGAAAACUGAGGCUAAUUUGGAGGUUUUGAAGUCAAUACCUAGUGAAAAACUAAUGAUUGAGACUGAUGCACCUUGGUGUGGAGUCAAAAGUACACAUGCUGGUUCAAAAUAUAUAAAAACUUCAUUUCCUACCAAAAAGAAAUGGGAAAAUGGGCACUGUUUGAAAGAUAGAAAUGAACCCUGCCAUAUAAUCUGUACUGAGGAGGAAAAUGGACCACCACUGAUGUCAGAAGAUUUUUAAACCUGGGCUCUGGCAACCACUUAUUUGCUGUGUAUCUAUCAAAAGCAAAAACACAGCCUCUAAGACCCUCAGUUUUCUCACUUGCAAAAUGAGAAUACCACCACCCACCUCUGAGGGAUUUCUGAAGGUUAACUAUUAGGUUAGAUAAUACUAGUAAAAAUGCUUUGAAAAAAUAAAGUACCAAACAAAUGUAAAAUA
This is a messenger RNA of Pteronotus mesoamericanus, 1080 nucleotides long. It is a transcript of the gene TATDN1, whose product is annotated as TatD DNase domain containing 1. The transcript has 12 exons. Gene Ontology annotation, molecular function: 3'-5'-DNA exonuclease activity. The coding region runs from base 43 to 882 and encodes 279 amino acids. Lineage: Eukaryota; Metazoa; Chordata; Mammalia; Chiroptera; Mormoopidae. Gene Ontology annotation, cellular component: cytosol. The record is from RefSeq and is a predicted model, not a curated record.